Molecule: messenger RNA, 2266 nt
Organism: Mus musculus (house mouse)
Lineage: Eukaryota; Metazoa; Chordata; Mammalia; Rodentia; Muridae
Gene: Ran
Product: RAN, member RAS oncogene family
Exons: 7
Coding region: 110-760 (216 amino acids)
Biological process (GO): protein import into nucleus; mitotic sister chromatid segregation; nucleocytoplasmic transport
Cellular component (GO): nuclear envelope; nucleoplasm; melanosome
Molecular function (GO): GTPase activity; G protein activity; GTP binding
Source: RefSeq, marked validated
GCUGCGUCUCCGGCAUUUGAAUCGCGCUUCCGCCAUCUUUCCAGCUCCAGUCGGACAGGCGCGGAGACUCUUCUGGAAGCCGCUCUCUCUCCCCGCAGGAUCCGCCGCGAUGGCCGCCCAGGGAGAGCCGCAGGUCCAGUUCAAGCUCGUCCUGGUGGGCGACGGCGGCACCGGGAAGACAACCUUCGUGAAGCGCCACUUGACGGGCGAGUUUGAGAAGAAGUAUGUAGCCACCCUGGGCGUGGAGGUGCACCCGCUCGUCUUCCAUACCAACAGAGGACCCAUCAAGUUCAACGUGUGGGACACGGCCGGCCAGGAGAAGUUCGGGGGCCUGCGCGAUGGCUACUACAUCCAAGCCCAGUGUGCCAUUAUAAUGUUUGAUGUAACCUCAAGAGUUACUUACAAGAAUGUACCUAACUGGCAUAGAGAUCUGGUACGAGUGUGUGAAAACAUCCCCAUUGUAUUGUGUGGCAACAAAGUGGAUAUUAAAGACAGGAAAGUGAAGGCAAAAUCUAUUGUCUUCCACCGGAAGAAGAAUCUUCAGUACUAUGACAUUUCUGCCAAAAGUAACUACAACUUUGAAAAGCCUUUCCUCUGGCUUGCCAGAAAGCUCAUUGGAGAUCCUAACUUGGAGUUUGUUGCCAUGCCUGCUCUUGCCCCACCUGAGGUGGUCAUGGACCCAGCUUUGGCAGCACAGUACGAGCAUGAUUUAGAGGUUGCUCAGACGACUGCUCUCCCAGAUGAGGAUGAUGACCUGUGAGAAAGUGAAGCUGGAGCCCUGCGUCAGAAGUCUAGUUUUAUAGGCAACUGUCCUGUGAUGUCAGCGGUGCAGCGCGUGUGCCACCUUAUUUAGCUAAGCAGAUCGUGUACUUCAUUGGGAUGCUGAAGGAGAUGAAUGGGCUUCGAGUGAAUGUGGCAGUUAAACAUACCUUCAUUUUUUGGACUUGCAUAUUUAGCUGUUUGGAACAGAGUUGUUUCCUUUCUGAAUUUCAAAGAUAAGACUGCUGCAGUCCCAUCGCAAUAUCCAGUGGGGAAAUCUUGUUUGUUACUGUCAUUCCCAUUCUUUUCGUUUAGAAUCAGAAUAAAGUUGUAUUUCAAAUAAUCUAAACAAGUGAAUCAUCCCUUGCUUAUUAAAGCCACUAACACGAGGGAGCUUGUGCCAUAUUAUAGUUUAAAAUGCUUCUGCUAUUACCUGAGGUCUAUUCAGUUAUGUUCUCCUUGUGCCUACCUUCAUAAACAUUUAGAUUGUCUGUGACUCAGCUAGGAUGAUAUCUGCCCUACCUGCAUUUAGCCAGGUAGUUUAACCUAAGAGAAGACCUUGUGUAAAACUAAAGAUUUAAGUAUGUACGCAUCAGAUGUUUAAGGAUUGCAGUUGACAAUUUCUGUAACCUAGGCCUUCAGAAGUUAGAACUGCAGUUGACGGACGGAAGCUUGAGGGUUUUCUGAGAUGGACUACAUUUCUUCAUUUCCAUGUCUAAUGUUGGUUCUCUAAGAUGUCCUCUGCUUUCAAAUAUUGGCUCCUAUAUUGAGUGGUAGUCUCAGGAGGUAGAGGCAGGAGGAUCUCUUGAGUUUGCCCCCAACCUUAGUCUACAGAGCAAGUUCCAGGACUGAGAGACCUGUCUCAAAAAAUUCAUGGUAGGCUGUUACAGUAUUACAGCAGCUGAUCUUUUUUUUCUCCCACGGGGUUUAUAUAGGUUGUGCAGGAGAGGAAAUGCUAGGGCUACUGCCACUGAGGAGUAGGGUGGGCUUCUCUGAUGUGAUAGUGUUAGUUGAGACUUAGGUGUGUGAUCCCGGCACAACUGUGUUGCUCAGAUGUAUUUACAGCAAGCCAUUCCGUGUGCUCUGCUGGUCCAGUCUACCAAAGUUCCUAGAAGGGUGGAUACCUUCACAUAGUUGUUGGUGUUUGUUUUGUUUUGUUUUUUUCUCCCCAAAGAAGGUAGAUGACUUAAAUACAGUGGGGAAGGUGGAAGGAACUCAUACUGUGCAUUCUAGCUUCAGCAGACUGAUUGCAAGACUCAAAUUUGAUGUAUGUGCUAUGCUAUGAUCAGGUGAAGACCCUCUCCCCUGACUGGGAUGAAACCUCAUUUAGAUGUCUUGAAUUAAUACAUUGUGUGUAAACCUGGUAUAGAAUGUAGAACCUUUAUGACUUUCUGAUUUUUGUAACAGUUAAAUGUGGGAGCUGCUUACGUGUGUUUAACCAGAGUGCAGAGAUUUACAUUAUUUAUUGGAAGAACUUAAAUAUAUAUCAUUUCUGCUUUGCCUCAGU